Messenger RNA from Ipomoea triloba (trilobed morning glory), 1889 nucleotides. Its product is annotated as phosphoglycerate kinase, chloroplastic. Gene Ontology annotation, cellular component: cytosol. The record is from RefSeq and is a predicted model, not a curated record. The transcript has 6 exons. Gene Ontology annotation, biological process: glycolytic process; gluconeogenesis. Lineage: Eukaryota; Viridiplantae; Streptophyta; Magnoliopsida; Solanales; Convolvulaceae. Bases 172 to 1617 code for a protein of 481 amino acids. Gene Ontology annotation, molecular function: ATP binding; ADP binding; phosphoglycerate kinase activity.
UUCAAUCCACACCUCACUCUCCAAUCCACGUCCACACUCCACACAUCAUUUCCCUGUCGAUUCCAAUCUCUUGUUUUUUCACCAUUUCCUUCUAUAGAGCGAGUGGCCUUGGAUCACUCAACUCCGACUGAGAGAGAAAGAGAGAGUGUGAAGAAUCCAACACCACCAGCAAUGGCAUCUGCUUCCUACACUUUCUGCGGCAUUCCGACCACCUCGUCUUCCGCCGCCUCUUCCUCUUCCUCUUCCAAGAGAGCCGUUAUCACCCGCUUCCUCCCCAGGACUCCACUCCGCAGCCUUGGAUUUGCCGCUGCCGCCGCUGACCCAUUCUUCUCCCACCAUGUCGCCACCCAGCUCCGAUCCCUCAAGGCGUCCGCCAAGCCCGUCAGGGGUGUCGUUUCCAUGGCAAAGAAGAGCGUGGGUGACCUCACCGCCGCUGAUUUGAAGGGCAAGAAGGUCUUUGUCAGGGCCGAUUUGAAUGUCCCUCUCGAUGACACCCAGAAAAUCACUGAUGACACUAGGAUUAGAGCUGCCAUCCCCACCAUUAAGCACUUGAUUUCCAAUGGGGCUAAAGUCAUUCUGUCCAGCCAUCUGGGACGCCCCAAAGGUGUCACACCAAAAUACAGCCUCGCUCCUCUUGUGCCCAGACUUUCUGAACUACUUGGAAUUCAGGUGGUGAAAGCUGAUGACUGCAUUGGCCCAGAGGUUGAGAAAUUGGUUGCUUCACUUCCUGAUGGCGGUGUUCUUCUUCUUGAGAAUGUGAGGUUCUACAAGGAAGAAGAGAAGAAUGAACCUGAGUUUGCAAAGAAGCUUGCCUCAUUGGCAGAUCUUUUUGUCAAUGAUGCAUUUGGUACUGCACAUAGAGCACAUGCCUCCACAGAGGGAGUUACUAAAUUUUUGAAGCCCUCUGUUGCUGGUUUCCUUUUGCAAAAGGAGUUGGAUUAUCUGGUUGGUGCAGUGUCAACCCCAAAGAGGCCAUUUGCUGCUAUUGUUGGGGGUUCAAAGGUUUCUUCCAAGAUUGGAGUGAUUGAGUCCCUUUUGGAGAAAUGUGAUAUCUUGCUUCUGGGAGGAGGUAUGAUCUUCACGUUCUACAAGGCUCAAGGUCUUUCAGUGGGAUCAUCUCUUGUGGAAGAAGACAAACUAGGUCUUGCUACAUCACUCCUUGAGAAGGCUAAAGCCAAGGGUGUCAGUCUAUUGUUACCUACAGAUGUGGUUAUCGCAGAUAAAUUUGCUCCUGAUGCAAACAGUAAGGUUGUUCCAGCAUCUGCUAUCCCAGACGGUUGGAUGGGAUUGGACAUUGGACCGGACUCUGUCAAGACUUUCAAUGAUGCGUUGGAGACAACAAAAACUGUGAUUUGGAAUGGACCAAUGGGAGUGUUUGAAUUUGACAAAUUUGCAGUAGGCACAGAGGCAGUAGCAAAGAAACUUGCUGAACUGAGUGGGAAAGGAGUGACCACCAUUAUCGGAGGUGGAGACUCAGUUGCAGCAGUAGAGAAAGUUGGAGUUGCUAGCGUGAUGAGCCACAUUUCAACCGGAGGUGGUGCUAGUUUGGAGCUGUUGGAAGGAAAGGAGCUCCCGGGCGUUAUUGCUCUUGACGAGGCUGUCCCUGUUGCCGCAUGAGAGACAAUCCUUCCAACUUCCCCUUCCCCUUCUUUUGUAGCUCUUGUUAACUAAGUAUUACCUUACCUUACCUUACCUUAAAUACACACCCACCCUUUUUUGCAUUUUGUUUUUUGUCUGUCAGUCAGUGUGUGUUCAGUACUUCAGUUCUGUUCGAAAUAACAACCCCCGAUCCGAUGAGCCGAAACAGUUUUCAGUUUGUGUAUUGGGAUAUAUAUAAAAAAAAUAUUGUACCUCAAUUUGGUAGUUUAAUUCUUUCAAACUUGUUGUCA